Cetraspora pellucida is the source of this 1521-nucleotide messenger RNA. The record is from the annotation of a GenBank genome assembly. Lineage: Eukaryota; Fungi; Glomeromycota; Glomeromycetes; Diversisporales; Gigasporaceae.
AUGAAUUGUAGAGAUGUUCGUCAAGAGGUAUAUAAUUGUAGUGACGUUAAACCAGAGCAACGAAAGAAUGUAGAAAAUACAUCCCUUAAGCCACGAAUUGUUGAAUACCAAACUGGCAUUAAAGGAGAUAUUGAAAGUUUUAAAAGCGAAAAUUCGCAAAAGAAGUAUAAUGGUUCGAGAUUAGAAAAAAGUGAAGAUUUAAGUACAAUUAGUUCAUUAUGUGAACAAAUUGCAUCCCUUAAGUUACAAAUAGAUCGAUAUCAAAUUGGUAUUAAAGGAGAUAUUGAAACUCUUAAAAGUGAAAAUUCAAGUUUGCAAAAGGAGUGUAAUGGUUUGAAAUUAGAAAAAGGUGAAAAUUUAGGUACAGUAAGUUCAUUAUGUGAACAAAUUACAUCUCUUAAGUCACAAAUCGAUCGAUACCAAAUUGAUGUCAAAGGAGGCGCUGAAACACCUAGAAGUAAGAAUUCAAGUUUGCAAAAAGAGUGUAAUAGUUUGAGAUUAGAUAAAAGUGAAAAUUUAAGUACGAUAAGUUUAUUACAUGAACAAAUUGCAUCCCUAAAGUCACAAAUCGAUCGAUACCAAAUUGGCAUUAAAGAAGAUAUUGAAACUCUUAUAAGUGAGAAUUCAAGUUUGCAAAAAGAAUGUAAUAGUUUGAGGUUAGAAAAAAGUGAAUAUUUAAGUACAAUAAGUUUAUUACGUGAACAAAUUACAUCCUUUAAAUCGCAAAUCGGUCGAAACCAAAUUGGCGUUAAAAGAGAGAUUGAAACUCUUAAAAUUGAGAAUUCAAGUUUGCAAAAAGAGUGUAAUAGUUUGAGAUUAGAAAAAAGUGAAAAUUUAAGUACAAUAAGUUCAUUACGUGAACAAAUUACAUCCUUUAAGUCACAAAUCGAUCGAUACCAAGUUGGUGUUAAAAGAGAUAUUGAAACUCUUAAAAGUGAGAAUUCAAGUUUGCAAAAAGAGUGUAAUAGUUUGAGAUUAGAAAAAAAUGAAAAUUUAAGUACAAUAAGUUCAUUACGUGAAGAAAUUACAAGUUUACUUUAUGAGAAUAAAGAGUUAAGGCAGGAUGCUAGUAAUAAAAAUCCUUAUGGUGGAUAUAAUGUUUGGCAUGAUGUUAAUUGCGAUUCAUGUGGACUUCAAAUAAGAGGAUACCGUUACAAAUGCGGUCAUUGUGCCAACUUCGACUUAUGUGAUGUGUGUAUUGGUUCAACCCAUAAUCCAGAACACAUAUUCCUCAAAAUUAAAUAUCCUGUUUAUAUUGAUCCACACAUUAUAUUGCUUCAGAGAAUCGUUUUUGCACCAAUGGAGACUAAUGUACAUAUUGAAAUCACUUGCGAUGUUUGUGGGAAAACCCCCAUUUGUGGUAUUAGAUAUAAAUUUAUGAUUGAUUACAAUGCUGAGGAUCAACUUCCCGAAAAGACUAAAUUGGCCUGUAUAAAGCUAGUGCCUGCUAACUUUCAGGAACUUGAGCUACAUUGCUCUGGUGUUAUUAUCUUUCCGGGCUUAAUACUUGAUAUGAUUUAG